AGUUUGCUCUUGUUUUCAAAUCAACUAAAGAUGGUGAACCCAAAUCUCAGAACAGACCCUUCCACCAUUUACAACCUUAUCAAAUCCUACGCACUUUCCCCCUCAACCAUCCUCAAAGCCCAUAACCUCUUCCAACAAAUCCACCGACCCACGUUGCCCUUUUGGAACAUCAUGAUCCGCGGCUGGUCCCUCAGUGACCAACCCAACGAAGCAAUUCGCAUGUACAACCUCAUGUAUCGCCAGGGCCUGUUGGGUAACAACCUCACAUACCUUUUUCUCUUCAAGGCCUGUGCUCGAGUCCCCGAUGUUUCUUGCGGCUCAACGAUUCAUGCCCGCGUUUUGAAACUUGGGUUUGAGUCCCAUCUCUAUGUUUCCAACGCCUUGAUUAACAUGUAUGGCUCUUGUGGUCAUUUGGGUCUUGCUCAGAAGGUGUUUGAUGAAAUGCCUGAGAGGGACUUGGUUUCGUGGAAUUCGUUGGUUUGUGGGUAUGGUCAGUGCAAGAGGUUUAGGGAGGUGUUGGGUGUUUUUGAAGCAAUGCGGGUGGCUGGUGUGAAGGGCGAUGCUGUGACUAUGGUGAAGGUUGUUUUGGCAUGCACUUCGUUGGGUGAGUGGGGUGUUGCUGAUGCCAUGGUUGACUACAUUGAGGAAAAUAACGUGGAAAUUGAUGUUUACUUGGGGAAUACACUGAUUGAUAUGUAUGGACGCCGUGGUUUGGUUCAUCUGGCUCGUGGAGUUUUUGAUCAGAUGCAAUGGAGAAAUUUGGUUUCUUGGAAUGCAAUGAUUAUGGGUUAUGGGAAAGCAGGAAACUUGGUUGCUGCUCGGGAGUUGUUUGAUGCUAUGUCGCAGAGAGAUGUGAUCUCGUGGACUAAUAUGAUCACAAGUUACUCUCAAGCAGGCCAGUUUACGGAGGCCUUGAGGCUUUUCAAGGAAAUGAUGGAAUCUAAGGUGAAGCCGGAUGAAAUAACAGUUGCCAGUGUGCUUUCUGCAUGUGCUCAUACCGGUUCACUUGAUGUUGGGGAGGCUGCUCAUGACUAUAUACAGAAAUAUGAUGUAAAAGCUGAUAUUUAUGUUGGAAAUGCCUUGAUAGAUAUGUAUUGCAAAUGUGGUGUGGUUGAGAAAGCAUUGGAGGUGUUUAAAGAGAUGAGGAAGAAGGACUCUGUGUCAUGGACUUCGAUCAUUUCAGGCCUUGCGGUUAAUGGCUUUGCAGAUUCAGCACUUGAUUAUUUUUCACGGAUGUUGAGGGAAGUUGUGCAGCCAUCUCAUGGAGCCUUUGUUGGAAUUUUGCUAGCCUGUGCACAUGCCGGAUUGGUUGAUAAAGGAUUGGAAUAUUUUGAAAGUAUGGAGAAGGUUUAUGGACUGAAACCGGAAAUGAAACAUUAUGGAUGUGUUGUGGAUCUUUUGAGUCGCUCUGGCGAUUUACAAAGGGCAUUUGAAUUCAUAAAAGAGAUGCCUGUGACUCCAGAUGUGGUAAUAUGGAGGAUAUUGCUGAGCGCUUCUCAGGUUCAUGGAAAUAUACCCUUGGCUGAGAUUGCCACAAAGAAGCUUCUUGAACUGGAUCCUUCUAAUAGUGGUAACUAUGUACUUUCAUCUAAUACUUAUGCGGGCUCCAAUAGAUGGGAAGAUGCUGUUAAAAUGAGAGAACUGAUGGAGAAGAGUAAUGUACAGAAACCAUCAGGUAGCAGUUGCAUAGAAGUAAAUUGUUCAAACAGUUCUCAAGAUUCUUGUUUUAUUGAACAUGAAGAGAAGAGUGAAUUAAAUGUUGUCUAGAAGAUUCAUUUAUUAUUCAUAAUUUGAUUUCAUUUGCGGGACAGCCAUGAACCAAGGGUCUUAAAAUUUUGAACCUGACCCCUGAUGGCCUAAUCAACUUCGAAUUGUCAAUUGUUACACAAAAGUGACUUAAUUAUAAUUGGUAUCUGUUUCCAUGGAGCAAUAUUUUGAUGUAGAACUGGUUGAGUUGCUUAUUAUGGAUUACAGAUGGAAUUGCAAAAUGGGCAUAGGAUUGAUGAUUCCUAAAUUGUAUUUUAGUAUGUGCCUUAAUGCAAUGUGCUCAUUUUGGGUUAGUGGCUACACUAAAUUGCAAACUAAGCCUCACUAAAAUUGUUAGUGGCUGCUACAAACUCAUCUAUGCAACUAUCUUCUCAACUCUCCAAAGCUGCAGCAAAAGAUGGCUAACCAGCUCCCAACGACAGCCAUAUAGCAUACUGAGAUGUUGAUGCUAAAGGAUCUACACCAUCAAAUUCAAAUGCAAGGGGCAAAGGUCGUUUAAGAUUCUGAAUACCUAUGUAAUCACGAUUUAUUAAACUGGAAAAAUCCUGCCAUGAUAGGAAUUCGACAUAACUCAAGUAGUAUAUGGGCAAACCAGUCUAAAAACGUUUUGUGCAUUAUUUUUCUUUCCUGUACUUGAACAUUUUUGUACUUUAUUGUUCAUAGCAUACCUUUUGAAUUAUAAUAUGCUUCUUGUUUGCUAUUUA
This is a messenger RNA of Glycine soja, 2471 nucleotides long. Its product is annotated as pentatricopeptide repeat-containing protein At2g22410, mitochondrial-like. The transcript has a single exon. Gene Ontology annotation, molecular function: protein binding; RNA binding. The annotation marks the transcript as partial. Gene Ontology annotation, biological process: RNA modification. NCBI's taxonomy places the organism in Eukaryota, Viridiplantae, Streptophyta, Magnoliopsida, Fabales, Fabaceae. The record is from RefSeq and is a predicted model, not a curated record.